Molecule: messenger RNA, 1428 nt
Organism: Suncus etruscus (white-toothed pygmy shrew)
Lineage: Eukaryota; Metazoa; Chordata; Mammalia; Eulipotyphla; Soricidae
Gene: LCMT1
Product: leucine carboxyl methyltransferase 1
Exons: 11
Coding region: 257-1255 (332 amino acids)
Biological process (GO): C-terminal protein methylation
Cellular component (GO): cytosol
Molecular function (GO): protein C-terminal leucine carboxyl O-methyltransferase activity
Source: RefSeq, a predicted model, not a curated record
CGGGGUAUUUCCGGGUCUGUAGGGCGGGGCCAAAGGAAUCAGCCAAUUAACGCCGCUACGGGUUGCGAAGGGGACCAAUCAACUGGCCGCUUGCUGAGUCUGUCGUCGUGGGCGGGUGGUAUAGCUGAGAACCAUCAGCUAGUGAGCGGGGGUGUCAGCGCCUCUGGCUCAUCUCCCAGAUUCACACCUUAUCAGAAGCCCAGCGACCCUGCUUCCAUGUCAGCGGUGGGCACAGCACCCCGGUACCUCCACGCCCAUGGCCUCUAGCCUGAACAGGACCGUUUUCUCGUCUUCUUCCGCCUCCACGGACGCUGAUGACGAGGGCGUGCGCGGCACUUGCGAAGAUGCUUCUAUAUGCAAGAGGUUUGCAGUCAGCAUUGGAUACUGGCAUGAUCCUUACAUCCAGCAUUUUGUGAGGCUGUGUAAAGAGAGGAAGGCCCCCGAAAUUAACAGAGGGUAUUUUGCUCGAGUUCAAGGUGUCAGUCAACUUAUAAAGGCAUUUCUGCGGAGGACAGAAUGUAACUCUCAAAUUAUCAACCUCGGGGCUGGGAUGGAUACCUCGUUCUGGACAUUAAAGGAUGAAGAUCUUCUACCCAAAAAAUAUUUUGAAGUUGACUUUCCAAUGAUAGUCUCAAGAAAACUGCACAAUAUCAGAUAUAAACCUCUCCUAUCAAAACCCAUUAUAGAAUUACACUCGGAGGAUACACUUCAAAUGGAUGGAAACAUAUUGGAUUCAAAGAGAUAUGCCAUUAUUGGAGCAGAUCUCCGAGAUAUACCAGAACUGGAAGAAAAACUAAAGAAAUGUAACAUGAAUACACAAUUACCGACACUCCUGAUAACGGAAUGUGUGCUGGUGUACAUGACUCCAGAACAGUCAGCAAGCCUCAUCAGGUGGGCGGCCAACAGUUUUGAGUCUGCCAUGUUCAUCAACUAUGAGCAGGUGAACAUGAAUGACCGGUUUGGGCAGAUCAUGAUUGAAAACCUACGGAGACGACACUGUGACCUGGCAGGAGUGGAAACCUGCAAGUCCUUAGAGUCACAGAAAGAACGUCUCCUGUUGAAUGGGUGGGAAACGGCCUUGGCAAUGGACAUGAUGGAAUUGUACAACAGAUUACCCCGAGCUGAAGUGAGAAGAAUAGAGUCCCUAGAAUUCCUGGAUGAAAUGGAACUUCUUGAGCAGCUCAUGCAACAUUACUGUCUGUGUUGGGCAACGAAAGGUGGAGCUGAGUUUGGUUUGAAGGACAUAACUUGUUAAACUGUUCAAGUUUUGCACUGAGCUAGAAGCAGAAGCCACUAACCUUCUUGGAGUUGACAUGCUGAGUUUCCUGAGUUUCGACCAGGCCUCAUUUCCAGUCAGUCUCAGAACUGUUACUGAGUUGUCACACCUGCUCCUGUUGAUCUGUUGAUUAAAUAAAUUUCAGUUGCCAA